Molecule: messenger RNA, 469 nt
Organism: Paraphaeosphaeria sporulosa
Lineage: Eukaryota; Fungi; Ascomycota; Dothideomycetes; Pleosporales; Didymosphaeriaceae
Exons: 1
Coding region: 83-340 (85 amino acids)
Source: RefSeq, a predicted model, not a curated record
GUUGGCUCGCCCACGCGCCGGGAUCUGGCACGCGGAAAGCACCUGCAUCUGCAACGAUACACAGUAGACUUUGUUCGAGAGCAUGACGUCAUGGUGUUCGUUUGGGAGGCAGAAUACCUCACAAGGGCUGGGCCCUAAUGAGUUAUCUGCCUUUUCCCGAGUCGCUCUCAUAGCAGCGGGCCUCAAGUUCUGGGCAACCGCACACGAGUGUCCUUUCAAACGUGUGGCGUGCGCUUCACUUGUUGCAGCUAGGCUGUUUCUGACCCUAGUCCCGCGUCUCGGUGCUUUUGCGAGUCCUGGAGAGGACGUCACCCUUAUCGCACUUCGCUACGCCUUAUAGCAAGCGCUACUGCACGCUCUUCAAGGCAUUUUCCAUCCGCAAAGACCCCAAUUGCCAUUGUACUGUGCGCAACAAAGAGCCAGCGCGACCGAACCACCCGUACACACGGAACCGGUACCCCACCGAGGC